This is a messenger RNA of Chironomus riparius, 2811 nucleotides long. The record is from the annotation of a GenBank genome assembly. Lineage: Eukaryota; Metazoa; Arthropoda; Insecta; Diptera; Chironomidae.
AUGCCAGAAGAAGAAGGAAAGGUUUUGUCAGGAAACGAGGUUUCAAAAGAAAUUCGUGAGUCCUUAAAGCGUCGCGUUGCUGAUCUUCACAAGAAACUUCCAAACUUCCGUCCAGGUCUCGCUAUUGUUCAAGUUGGUGGACGUGAAGACUCAAAUGUCUACAUUCGCAUGAAAAUGAAAGCAGCCACUGAAAUCGGAAUUGCUGCUGAACACAUCCAGUUCCCAAAGACCAUUACUGAGACGGAACUGCUUGCUAAGAUCGAGCACCUCAACAUGGACUCAAAAUAUCACGGCAUCAUCGUCCAAAUGCCUCUCGAUUCCGUCAACAAGAUCGACUCUCAUCUCAUCACUGACUCAGUCUCACCAGACAAGGAUGUCGAUGGACUCAAUACAGUUAAUGAAGGAAAAAUCGCUGUCGGUGACCUUUCAGGCUUCCUCCCAUGCACACCAAGUGGUGUCCUUGAGUUGAUCAAGAAAACAGGCACAUUGAUAUCAGGCAAAGAAGUUGUUGUCCUUGGAAGAUCAAGAAUUGUUGGAACUCCAGCAGCAGAGCUUCUGAAAUGGAACAACGGAACUGUCACAGUUUGUCAUUCAAAGACACAGAACUUGAAGGAUAUUACAGCACGUGCUGACAUUUUGGUUGUUGCUAUUGGACAGCCAGAGAUGGUUAAAGGAGAUUGGGUUAAGAAGGGAGCUGUUGUUAUCGAUUGUGGGAUUAAUGCUGUACCUGAUGCUACAAAGAAGGUUGGACAGAAAUUGGUUGGAGAUGUCGACUUUGAGGAGUGCAAGAAGGUUGCAUCAUUUAUUACACCUGUUCCAGGUGGCGUCGGACCAAUGACAGUUGCAAUGCUCAUGGCAAACACAGUCCAAUCAUCAGAAGCAUUUGCAGAGCUCUUAAUGAAAACUCACUGGCCAAUGACUUUCUUACCAUUAAAAUAUCAAUCACCAAUCCCAAGCGACAUUGACAUUUCACGUGCUCAUGAGCAUAAAAACAUUUCAAUACUCACUCACGAGGUUGGCUUGUUAGCUGGAGAAGUGUCACUUUAUGGACACAAGAAGGCUAAGAUAUCACUGAAUGUUUUGGACAGGAUGAAGGAACAUGAUGUUGGUAAAUAUGUUGUUGUUGCUGGAAUCACACCAACACCAUUGGGAGAGGGAAAAAGUACAACUUUAAUUGGAUUGGCACAAGCUUUGAUGGCUCAUAAGACUAGAAAUACUAUUGCAACUAUGAGACAGCCAUCACAAGGUCCUACUUUUGGUAUUAAGGGUGGUGCAGCUGGCGGUGGAUACUCGCAGGUUAUUCCGAUGGAGGAUUUUAAUCUCCACUUAACCGGUGACAUCCACGCAGUCACAGCUGCAAACAACCUCCUUGCAGCUCAACUCGAUGCCAGAAUCUUCCACGAAGCAACACAAGCUGAUCAAGCCUUAUAUGAUCGACUUGUACCAACAAGUCAUGGAGUCAGGAAGUUCUCAGCCAUUCAACAGAGACGAUUGGAUAGAUUAGGGAUCGAGAAGACCGAUCCAAAUACUUUGACAGUUGAGGAGAUUGCUAAGUUCGCUAGAUUGAAUAUUGAUCCUACUAAGGUUGUCUGGCAAAGAGUCAUGGACAUCAACGACAGAUAUCUACGUAAGAUCACAAUCGGUCAGUCGCCAACUGAGAAGAACUUCACACGCACAGAAUCCUUCUCAAUCUCAGUUGCAUCAGAAAUCAUGGCUAUCCUUGCUCUAGCAACAAGCCUUGAAGAUAUGAAGCAGCGCUUUGCCAAAAUGGUUGUUGCAUAUUCACGAACAGGAGUUCCAAUCACAGCUGAUGAUUUGGGCAUGACAGGUGCACUUAUGGUUCUUAUGAAAGAUGCAAUUGAGCCAACGAUGAUGCAAACCUUGGAAGGAACUCCAGUCUUGAUUCAUGCUGGUCCAUUUGCUAAUAUUGCUCAUGGCUGCAACUCAAUUUUAGCUGACAAGAUUGCAUUAAAGCUUGUCGGUAAGGAUGGAUUUGUAGUCACAGAAGCUGGUUUUGGAAGUGACAUUGGAAUGGAAAAGUUCUUCAACAUUAAGUGCCGCGCUUCAGGAAUUAAACCAGAUGCAGUUGUUCUUGUUGCUACAGUUCGUGCCUUAAAGAUGCAUGGCGGUGGACCAGCAGUCGUUCCUGGACUGCCAUUAAAGGAUGAAUACACACAAGAGAAUCUCCAGCUAGUCGAGCAAGGCUUAUGCAAUUUAGUCAAGCACAUUGACAAUGGAAAGAAGUUUGGUUUGCCUGUUGUUGUGUCCAUUAAUGUCCAUAAAGAUGACACAGCAGCUGAGCAUGAAAUUAUCAAGAAAGCAGCAAUGGAAGCUGGUGCAUAUGCAUGUGUUGUGUCUAAUCAUUGGGCUGAAGGUGGUAAAGGUGCUGUUGACCUUGCUGAUGCUCUCAUUGAUGCCUGCAAUCAGCCAAGUGACUUCAAAUUCCUUUACGACUUGGACUUGACAAUUGAAGAGAAAAUCAAUAAAAUAGCUAAAGAAAUGUACGGAGCAGGAACUGUCGACUUUGCAGCUAAAGUUCGUGAAGCUAUGCGACUCUAUGCUGAGAAGGGAUACUCAAAAUUGCCAAUUUGCAUGGCUAAAACAGCAGCAUCACUUACUGGCGAUCCCAACAUUAAAGGCGCACCAACUGGAUUCAGAAUCUUUGUUAAUGACAUUUUCUUAUCAGCUGGUGCUGGAUUUAUUGUUCCAAUGAUUGGUGAAAUUUCAAGAAUGCCUGGAUUGCCGACAAGACCAGCAAUCUUUGAUAUUGAUUUGUGUACGGAAACUGGAGAGAUUCUUGGAUUAUUUUAA